CAUACGAGGCCAGCAACAUCCCGAGAGGAAGAGGAGAGAAGAGAGGUGUUCUAAUGGAGGUCUCACUGUGUAAGCUUUCUGGGAGAAUCCGAGCACACUGGAGUGGCCUCUGCUUUCCCCCUCCUUAUUCCUGAAGGAGAGCAACGAACCCACUUGGGUCAAUGCGCUUCCUUUGAUGUUCCCGUUCAUGAAUGUGAGCGAGAAAAGGGAAGGACAGGAGCGAAUUAUUCCGAGUUCUUUCUCUAUUUUGACCAUGUUCUCUCCGUUGUCAGAGCGGGGAAUAGAAUGCUGCUCUUUUUGUUGCUGUGAUCUCGGUGUCUGAUUGGAAAAUCGUUUCAUCUGUUGCAAGGAAUCGCUGCAUGUCCGCGACUGCUCUUCUUCGUAUCUGAUUCCACGGAGAAAGGUCAAAAAAAUCCCUCUUUUCUGGUUUUUUCUGUGUUCCCUUGUCCUGGUACCGUAGAGCUAGAAUAGUAGAUUUUGGAGAUUAUUGUUGGAUUUGAAGGGCUCGGAGAGGAGGCCGGGAAGUCUGCGACCCGGGACGUGAAGAUGAUCGAUCUGCCGCCGGAUUCCGACAGCGAGAUCGGUUCCGAAACACUAAAUUCCAGCCAGAGCUCCAUGAGCGGCGGGAGCUGCGACCGCAGCAGUAGCGUCUCCCGCCUCUCCUUCGACGCCGCCGCCGCGCCGGCGACCGACUCGUCCGGCGGCCAACGCCCCUGCUCGCCCUCCGGGCUGGCCACGAAGCCCCACCGCUCGUCGGACCCCGCGUGGGCGGCGAUCCGGUCGCGGCUCCCGGCCCGGCUCGGUGCCCGGGAUUUCAAGCUGAUACGCCGGAUCGGGAGCGGCGACCUCGGGACCGUCUACCUAUGCCGGCUCCGGGAGGAGCCACGGUGCCCGGAGGCAGCGCCGGCUUGCGAGUACGCGAUAAAGGUGGUGGACAAGCUGGCGCUGGGGAAGAAGAAUAAGCUGGAGAGGGCGGCGACGGAGAAGAGGAUUCUGAGGGUUCUCGACCACCCUUUUCUGCCAACUUUGUACGCCGACUUCGACGCCUCGCCGCAUUUCUCGUGCGUGGUGAUGGAGUACUGCAGCGGCGGCGAUCUCCACACCCUUCGCCACCGCCAGCCCGGCCUCCGCUUCUCCGUUACCGCCGCCAGGUUUUACGCGGCGGAAGUACUGCUGGCCUUGGAGUACCUCCACAUGCUGGGAAUCGUGUACCGCGACCUCAAGCCCGAGAACAUCCUCAUCCGAUCCGACGGCCACAUCAUGCUCUCCGACUUCGACCUCUCCCUCCAGUCCACCGCAUCCCCCACGGUCGAACCGCUGGACCCCACCGCCCCCGCCGACCCCUCCUGCCUCCCCCACCGCCUCUUCCAUACCCGCAAGCCGCCCGCUUCUCUCCCGGACCGCCGAUUCGUGGCCGAGCCGGUCGCCGCCCGGUCCUGCUCCUUCGUCGGGACCCACGAGUACGUCGCCCCCGAGGUCGCCUCCGGCCUGUCCCACGGCAGCGCCGUCGACUGGUGGGCCUACGGCGUCUUCCUCUACGAGCUCCUCUACGGCCGCACCCCCUUCGCCGGGCCCACCAACGAAGCCACCCUCCGCAGCAUCGUCAAGCAGCCCCUCGCCUUCCCCGCGGCCAGGGGCCCGGCCGACUCUACCGCCCGGGAUCUCAUCUCCGGUCUGCUCGUCAAGGACCCGGCCUUCCGUCUCGGUUCGAAAGGGGGAGCUGCCGACGUCAAAGCCCAUCCGUUCUUCGAAGGCCUGAACCUGGCUCUCCUCCGCUCCUAUCGGCCUCCGGUGAUUCCCGGUCCAGCCGGGGCCAAACCGUGCCGCGAGCGUCUGGAGCCGGCCCGGUUCGACUAUUUCUAAUAUGAACCGAAUCGACCAGAGGCUUCGGCUCUUUUUCUCAACCCAGGAAACGGGCUGACGUGGUAUUCCGGUUGGUUCCAGCGCACGCGAUCUUAAAGCCCAAUGGGGAGUUGCCACGUGUGGAAGACUUGCUAGCCACGUCUAGUUUUUACCGGGAGACAGGAGCUGGAAUUUUUCCUCGCCCGUUCUUUCUUGUUCCCUCUGUGAAGUAGAAAAGAAUCCAGUUACGUCCGGGGAGGUGUGGGGGAGGGUUAAUUAUUAAGCUUCAGAAUGUAUAGGGGCAUUGACUUAUGAACAAGCCUUCUCGGAAGUACAUACAAUUAUAAAUAUUUUGCACGCUCUUCGAUGCGUACUGUUCUUCAAACAAUUAUUAUUUUUCCUUUCACAAAGUAUUAAUGAUUUGGAGACUACUUGCAGGCACCUUGCCUCGAUCUCCAAACCCUCAAUUAUGGCCGCUAAUACAGUACGUAGACUCCCAGCUAGUCACAGCUAAUCCCAAGUCUAAAAGCUUUCGAACUCAGUAGCCAAAUCUGGCAGAUUUGGCAUUCGGAUGGUCUGUGUCGGACGGCGGCCCCUCCUGCACCAAAAUUUUUGCAGUAGUUGUAUAUGUUGGGAUGGUCUUAGUGUUGUUUGACUUUCUCUUACUUUGAUCGCGACCAAAGGCAUAUUAAUGAACUGGGUCCGAUUUAAGGACCCAUUCCUGAA
Molecule: messenger RNA, 2568 nt
Organism: Phoenix dactylifera (date palm)
Lineage: Eukaryota; Viridiplantae; Streptophyta; Magnoliopsida; Arecales; Arecaceae
Source: RefSeq, a predicted model, not a curated record